Ostrea edulis (European flat oyster) is the source of this 330-nucleotide messenger RNA. RefSeq lists its product as uncharacterized. The transcript has a single exon. Lineage: Eukaryota; Metazoa; Mollusca; Bivalvia; Ostreida; Ostreidae. The record is from RefSeq and is a predicted model, not a curated record. The coding region runs from base 1 to 330 and encodes 109 amino acids.
AUGACUGACACAUGGAACGACGUCGAGAGUGAAUUUGUUGCAUGCCGUUCUUACAAUAUCUCAGACAGGAAUUUGGAACCUCCAACAUGGCUGUAUGUAGAACCUCCAACAUGGCUGUAUGUAGAACCUCCAACAUGGCUGUAUUUAGAACCUCCAACAUGGCUGUAUUUAGAACCUCCAACAUGGCUGUAUGUAGAACCUCCAACAUGGCUGUAUUUAGAACCUCCAACAUGGCUGUAUUUAGAACCUCCAACAUGGCUGUAUUUAGGACCUCCAACAUGGCUGUAUGUAGAACCUCCAACAUGGCUGUAUUUAGAACCUCCAACAUGA